AACUAUCAUAAAUCGCCAAUCUUACAAAGUAUUCUUUAUGAUGUCUUGGGAGAUGGAAUUUUCAAUAUUAAUGGAAACGCAUGGAAAAUGCAAAGAAAAUUAUCGAGUCAUUUAUUUAACGGCAGAAAUUUUCGUGAGAUUAUUAGCGUCGUGUUUAAAGAAGAAACCGAGAUCGUAUUAAAUACCUUGGAUAAAUUAGCAAGGACUGGUGACAAGUUUGAUUUACAAGAUUUAUUUUUUAGGUUUACAAUGGAUUCUUUCGGAAAAAUUACAUUCGGAUUGGACUUUAAAUGUUUGGAAAAUCCAAAAGAACCAGUAAAAUUUGCAAUGGCAUUUGAUUUUGCGCAAAGAGUAAUGAACGAUCGAAUCUCAAAUCCUUUUUGGAAAUUCACAGAAUUUUUUACGGAAGAUGGUCGUAAAGUGCGUGAAGCGUGUGAUUAUUUAACAACUUUUGCUUAUGAAAUAAUUAAGAACCAUAGGAAUAAUCCGGAAGCAUUAAAUGACCGCAGAGAUAUCCUUAAUAUAUUUAUGAACGCACAACAUGAUAACGGAGAAAAAUUGUCCGAUAAGGAAUUAAGAGAUAUUGUAUUAAAUUUUAUCAUUGCUGGACGUGACACAACCGCACAAGCGCUCUCGUGGAUGAUGUAUAAUAUUAUGGUCGAUCCUUCCGUUGAAGAAAAAUUAGUUAAAGAAGUUAAUUCUUUGCUCACUCCAGAAAAUCCAAUUUCAAGUUAUGACAAUACAAAACGUUUUCAAUAUACGCAGGCAGUAUUUUACGAAACGCUUCGAUUACAUCCAGCAGUACCGAAAAAUAUGAAGAUAUGUAUUAAAGAUAAUGUGCUUCCCAAUGGCAUACCAAUUUAUGCCGGUGAGAUUGUUAGUUGGUCAACCUGGUCGAUGGGAAGAGAUGAAAGGGUAUGGGGGAGUGAUGCAAAGCAAUUUAACCCCGAAAGAUUUUUAAAUUCUGAAGAUGGAUUGAAGCCAAGUCAAUUUAAAUUUAAUAGUUUUAAUUCUGGACCAAGAUUAUGUCUUGGUCAAAAUUUUGCCACAGUUGAAGCCAUAAUGUUAGCGACAGCUGUAUUAAGACAAUUUAAAUUUGAAAUGGUACCGGGACAAAAAUGUCCUCCUGAUUAUGGUCGUUCUAUUACUUUACCAAUGAAAAACCCUUUACUAGUUAAAGUUAAGGUUGCAUACCAAAUUCUUAAUCAAGCCGCAGAAAUUGCGGAAGCCGUGAAAGCUGCCGAAAACAAUUACAAUGUUGGAUGGUUUGGAUGGUUUAAU
Molecule: messenger RNA, 1281 nt
Organism: Funneliformis mosseae
Lineage: Eukaryota; Fungi; Glomeromycota; Glomeromycetes; Glomerales; Glomeraceae
Source: the annotation of a GenBank genome assembly